This is a messenger RNA of Cuscuta epithymum, 7004 nucleotides long. Lineage: Eukaryota; Viridiplantae; Streptophyta; Magnoliopsida; Solanales; Convolvulaceae. The record is from the annotation of a GenBank genome assembly.
AAAUUUGCAUUCUCAACCCUGCAGUCCUGCAUAAUAUAAUAAAACCUCCUAUUCACUUGUCUAGAGUCCAGACUCGGUUUUUUUUGUAUCUCGAACCAUCUCCUUCUUUCAUCUUUAUCUUCACUUCUAACAGCAAACAUGUCGGCAUACUAUCGGGAAUCCACCUAUCCCCUUGCCAAAGCCACUGUAGAACCGUAAUUGUUCUAAGCCGGAACUCAUCUGCUUCAUCAAUAAAAUUGCUACCGGGUAAGAUUUAUCCUUUUUAUUCUGAGGGUCUAUGAAAUAAGAAGAAAACCCCCUUCUUCUUUUUUAAAGUCCGAAUUCAAUUAUCACUUUAACUGAUAUUUGUAUGAAAAUUACGAAUUGAUUAGAUGAGAUGUCUGCUAUUUCAAAAGUUUAUAGUGCUAAUUGCUAUUAAAAUUUUAUGAUGUCGGUUGAUUAUGAGAUGCCUCACUCAAAAAGAGAAUAUUUUUUUGAGUGACAUGAUUGCUGUUCUUCCGGGACAAGACAAGCUUAUGUAUUUGCUUGGGGAUAUGAUCGGAUUGCAAUUUCUAAUGUGCUAAAAGGUUUGAUUUAAGGUUCUUGUUGUUGUUUGCUUCAUUUGUUUUCUUAAUUCCUCAAUAAGCUGCAUGUUUUUAUUUGCUUCGUAUGUAUGCAUAUACCUUAAAUGACACUUGAAAACAGAACGCAUAGAGUAACCUCUUUAUAAGAACAUACAUAUGUUCUUUUAUAUAGAUCUUGUUGGGUUAAUGGCCCAAGUAGAAGUUCGGCCCAUUUACCCCUUUUAUUCGGACGGACGUUCGGACAGAACUAGGUAGGCUAAGCUGACAGGCAACUUGGAAGGGACGCACGUUGUCACCAAAGCCUGGGUUUACCCGCCAUAUCAACGAACGUCUACGCAGUCAACAAGGAACAGGCCGACAGGCCCCCAGAAUGACGACGAACGUCGUCAGAAGCAAGCCCAUAGCCGUUGGAGGCAGUCCAAUCCACAUGGCGAAAUCCACAAAGGGCCAGAGGACGAACGGCCCGAUACCCUUUGGGAAAGCACCAGGAGCGAAUCACCUCCCCACCUGGACGAACGUCGCCACUAAUUAGGCGGGAAACCUAGAUUCUGGCGGGAAGUGCAUUUAAUGCUGAAGAUUUGGUGGUUGAGACACCAGCCAUCCGCAGUCCUCCACGUCAGCGUAGCCUACUGCCCAUUGGCGGUAUAAAUAGAAGCAUUUAUUUCAUUGUAAAGGGUUGGCAACUUUCUAUUCUUAGCAAUCUAGCUAUAGCAUUCUUAUUCAUAGCACUUCUACUACCUUGUAAGACGAACGGCCGACGAGCCUUAGCGAAAGUAUUGUAUUAGGGAGUUAUUAACAGAUAAUAAUACCUAAUCACUUAUUCGCUGCUUACUGUUCUCCUUGAUCCAUAUCACUUGCUAGUUGGGCUAGAUAUUCAUAUACACUCCACUCGAAAUCCUUGGGCUUACGUGUUGGACCCGAGGGUUGAAGGAAUAAACCUCAACACUGGCGCCGUCUGUGGGAAACUGAACUAAAAGUUUCCAAAACUUUCCCAAACAGCUACUAAAUCUACCCACAACAAGCACGAUGGCAAGAAACAACCAACCACAUGACCUUUCGGAGCGAUUGUCUCGCGGACGGAGGAGCCGCGGGCAAACCACUGAGCGUUCAGAAACGCUGGGAACUGCCAGGGACGACGGUGGCCUCACCAACCUCAUCCCACAUGAGGCCAGACGCGAUCCCCGGCUCAUGAGGGAGCUGGCAGAAACCAUGCGCUGAAUGGCUGACGAGGAGGUGUACUCGGCCAACACCAUCUGGACGGCCAUACCGCCAAUCCACCACAUGCAGUCCCUGGAUGAGACAGCGGAUUCUGCAGAAUGCCGGGCAUCCGUCCACACGAGGUUGGGCCGGAGCCCGUCGGCAGGGAGCUCCCAUGGGACUAGGGGGCUCACCAAUGCCAGCACCCCACACUAUGGUUGGCAGGACGAUCAUCGGGGACGCACGCCGGAUAAUCCAUCAGAAUGUCAGGAUACGGCACCCACCCCAGCUGCCAGCAACAUUGGACGACGUUUCCAAAGCAACAUUGGACGACUUUUAGCGGUCUUCUUUUAAUAGUCUGACCUUUUUCGUUAUUCAUGAAUAAUCCAACCUUUGCAACUCAUCUUCAUUCAUUGGUCUGCGACCGGUUGAUGACCUGCUAUUCCGAGUUAUUUUCUUAUCUCUUCAAACUAUUAUACCAUAAAUUCCACCUUUCACAAAGAUAAUAUUUUGCAAAGAUAAGAAAAUAACUCGGAAUAGCAGGUCAUCAACCGGUCGGGGACCAGUGAAUGAAGAUGAGGUGCAAAGAUUGUAUUAUUCAUGAAUAACGAAAAGGUGGAACUAUUAAAAGAAGACCGCUAAAAUGUUGGAUUAUUAGUUUCCAUUUUCCCUAAAAUUAAUGAGUAAAACCUUUUUUUUUUUUACUGAAAGUAAAACCUUAAUUAGGUUUUAACUUUAGGAAAAGAACGUUUUCCAAAAAAAACUUUAGAAAAAGAACGAUCAAAAAAAAUUGAAAGGAAAGAAAACAAAUUGGAAAAGCGUUGGAAUUAGUGGAAAGAAUUUCUAUGUGAGUUUCCGUGAGCACAAGGCUAUAAGACAGUGUAAGAGGACUAAUCCGUCCAAGAGUAGAAUAAUAGAGGCGCGCCUAGUCACUUUGGUGGUGCACAAAGCAACACCCCCAUGUUGACUACCUGUAUUGUUUUUGAGAAAAUAAAAUAAAUAUCCAAAACUUGUAUAUUUAUAUUAUCGUAAAAAUAUCCAAAACGUGUAUAUACGAUAGUAUAUAAUAUUAUCGUAUAUAAAAUAGUACUACGUAUAUAAUAUACUAUCUUUGUCUCGUUUUAUUUAGCCAUUUUUUACGUUUUCAAUUAAAGAUGAUAAACUUUGAUCCAUUAUUUUAAUUAAUAUAUUUAUGUGAAAAUUAAUAAAUUUAUACUUUUGUGAUUGUAUUUUAACAAAGAACAUUUCAUAUCAUUUUCAUAUUAUCAACAAUUACCGUGUAUUAAUAUAUAAUCCGUCAAAAUUUAACAUCUUUGACUUGGAAAAUAGUGAUUAGCUAAAUAAAAAGGGACGGAGGGAGGAUAUCUCAACUCUUAUGGUGUUAAAUACAUAAUUUUAAAUACACAAAACAUUUAUGAUGAUCCAAUUAAUAGCAUCUUAUACCAAAUAUAAUAUUAUUUAUUUCAAAAAUAAAAUUUUAGAAUGCAUCCAAACAAAGCUUAGAGAGUUUUAAGUUAUAUACUUGUCCAAUAAGUUUAUAUUUGCAAAACAUAUAUAAUGAGGGUGAAAAAAUAUCUUUUUAUAUAAAACCUCUACAUACUCAGGAGAUGAUUUUAUGGGCAAUGCUUCAGAGAGCGAGAAAAGAACUCAUAUAUCGUUAGAGGAGGAUCUAUGGGAUUCUGACGCAAAUCAGGAUAUUUGCUACAAAUCUCGAAUAAUGGUCACAGUGGAAAACUGCUUACCAACACAGAACUUGAACACUCAAAUCAAAGUGUACAGGAAAAAGCAUCAAUGUUCACAUCACAUGCGAACUAGAUCUCAAUCAAGAGUGGAAUUCGGAAGACUCGAUUAAGCUCAUAGGGACAGGUUCCAGGGAUGUUUUUCUUAUUGUACUUUGGGUUGUUUUUGUUUUUUGUUCCUUUUAGCUACUUUGCAUUCUGUUUUUCUCGUGUACUUUCUCCUCUCUUACUUCAAUAAAAUUUCAUUUCUCCAAAAAAAAAUAUAUAAAAUUCGGGUAUAUGUAAACCUCUUCACAAUUAUGGCAUAUCAUCAAUACGCAGAACUCACGCUUUCUAAUUGAGUAUACACGUCGAAAGCUAGGUUUUUCUCUUGCUUUUCGAGAACUAGGUUUUCUCUCGCGUGUCCAAAGUGGUGCAAUGUCGCACUUAUGCGGUUAGUUUUUCUUUGACAUUUUGAUCAGUGCACAGUCGAGAAAAGAUAAUUAUGACUUCUAUGUAUGCUCUAGAGCAGCGUUGUCCCAUUCCAGCAAUUGAGGAGGAGAUCGAAGAGUUAGCUUUUGGGGGUCAACAUGGGUGGAGGGCGGUGGCGGUAGUGGAGGCAGCACGGGCAACGAGCAAACAUGGAAAAGUGAAGGGCUGAGCAAGAGAGAAGACAAAUCGGUGGUCCGCCCCUCUCCUGAACCACCGUCUUGAAGCGAUCGAGGAGCUAGGGUUUGGAAGAUUUAUCAGAUAUUUUAUUUUUUAUGGUCUUAUUUUCGCGUUAUGUUUUAUGUUUCUCUAUUUUUGUUGAUGUCUUUAGUUCUUGUCUAUAAUAAUGAUUGGCAAUUCUGCUGGAUAUUUUGUCGUUAGAAUGAUCUAUAUUGUCUGUGAUUGUUGUGUCACGCCCGUUUUGGUGGUUUGCAAUUCAUAUUGCUCUUUCAGGAGUGAUUGUCUCUGAGUCUAGCGUAGGGUUAAUAGUGCUAGUUGGUUACGGAUAGGUGUUGUCAAUAUUGUUGGUCUCUUGGAAUUUGUUGUAACAAUCUGAAUCCCAAUAAUAUUAAUAUAAUCAGUUUUUCCUUAAAAAUAAAAGUUCGAGUAUGUAUUGUUGACCCAAGUUUGGGUGCUUCUCUCACACCUUUUCAAAGUUUAAGUUAUUUAUGUUAUUUUUCUCAUUUUUUAUGUCAAGUUCAAAAAUAGGUAAUUAGGAAUAAAUUGCUUAGAGUGUCUAUCGAAUGUUUUUUUAAUAUAAUUUGCAUCCAGUUUAGCACAACAAUGACUUAACGUUUAACUUAAAACUAAAUUAUACAUAAUACAUUUAACCAAAUAACGUAUUUUUAUUUGUUAUGUAAGUACGUGAUUGAUUCUCUAGAUUUUCCUUGUAAUCAUUCUCAAUGCAAAAUUUUAGAGUCUGUUUGGUAUCUCUAUUUUUCGGCUUAUCAAUCAAUUUUUAUUUUCACCAAACACGUAACUCUUGAUUUUGCAUGCUGAAUUGUGUAAUAAUAAGAAAAGUAAGGUUGAAGUUAGUUUUCUAAUUGUAUUGGCUGAAUUACUGUAGAGAAUCAUUUUAGCUAUUUUUAUAUAAUUUUUUCUUUAUUUUAUUAAUAAAAAAUAUUUUAAAUAUAAUAUUUUCAUAAACCAGCAGAAUCCACCAAUCUAUCCACUUCAACCGAAUCUUCAUAAAUUUCAGUUGAACCAGUCGAUUCAGACAAUAUAAAUGUUACCAAACGGACUCCUAAUGUCUUGACUAUUAAAAAGUAUGAGACUUUUGUGAAGACUUAGCUUUAUGGUUCAGCAUCAUUACGUGAAAAUAUUAUACAAGUGACACACACCAUACCUAAUUCUUAUGUGAAGUCUUUGAGCUCAAAUUAAACAAGAUAUAUUUCAAAUAUUGAUCUCUAGUAAUCAUGUUAAUCAAUGUUUUCUCUCAUCUCAAGCGGCAAUGUUUUCUCUCAUGUUAGAUGUAUGGUUUUAUGAGCCCAUUUUUAAUCCGUCCAAGUCGGGAUUAUCUGGUGUUAUUAUAAAUAUUAUUAGAACACAGACAUUAAUAUAGCCAAAUAUCUAAAAAAAAAAAAACAUUUAGAAUUCCGGAGUACGGAGCACUCUUUAAUUAAUUAUUAUUAAAUUACAACAAUAAUAAGAAUAUUAAACUAUUAUUAAUCCGAGAAGGAAUUAAAAUACUACGUCUAUUAAUACUUGAUUAGGAUACUUUAUUUAUUACCUCAUAAUCCUACUUGAUCAUGACUGCCAUAGUCAUUAACUUAUUAGGACUAGGACUGGGAUACUUGCUUAAUUAAAUAGUUUUCUCUCUAUAAAUACAAUUAGAUGCUGCACGUAGCAUGCAAGCAUAAUCAUAUCCCAAUCAAUUUCUUUGUUCGAUCUUCAACUAGUCUAGCUUAUUCAUGGCUUUAAUCACUUUCUUUAUUUUUAUGAUCUUAUUCGCCGGCGGGCUGUCGUUCCCGGUUCCGGCGGAUCAUUACUAUCAAAUAAAUUUACCGAACGGAAUCGUUGGCCCGGAGAGUAUUGCUUUUGACUGUAACGGAAGAGGACCAUAUGUCGGUGUUUCCGAUGGGAGAAUCUUAAGAUGGGAGGAAUCUGUCCGAGAUUGGACUGAAUUUGCUGUCAUGACACAUAAUAGGAAUAGACAAUUGUGUGAUGGAAUAACCGACACCCGGAGGGAGCCAUUUUGUGGUCGACCGCUCGGAUUAAAGUUUCAUCCGAAGACUUGUGAACUAUACAUAACUGAUGCUUAUUUCGGGUUGAUGAAAGUGAGGCCGAAUGGCGGGAUUGCUACCCAACUUGCAAAUUCAGCUCAAGGACAUCCAUUCAUGUUCCUUAAUGAUCUAGACAUCAAUCCUAUUAAUGGAGCUGUCUAUUUUACCGACAGUAGCAUUCGCUAUCAACGAAGGGACUACUCAAAGAUAAUUUCCACAGGAGAUAGUACAGGAAGGUUGUUAAGAUUUGACCCAAAUACCAAACAAGUGCGCGUGUUACACGAUGGCUUGGCAUUUCCAAAUGGGAUCGUUUUGUCUAGGGACAAUUCGUAUCUUCUUGUAGUUGAAUCACAGAAAAAUCAAAUCUUAAAAUUUCCGCUUUCGAAUAACAGAACAAGAACUCCAAGUGUCUUUGCAAGGGUUGACAGGUUUGCUGAUAACAUCAGAAGGAAUGAUCAAGGAGAUUAUUGGGUUGCACUAAAUACAGCAAGAGAAGGAUACACUGAACCAGUGGGUUUGAAGUUUGAUGAAAAUGGUAGAUUGAUUCAAGUAGUGAAUGGUGAUAUUGGAAAUACUCUAGAGUUUGUCAGCCAUGUUGAAGAACACAAUGGAAGAAUGUGGUUUGGAUCUCCGAGACAACCAUAUGUUGGCACUAUUAUUAGAGUUUAGAUUUUAUUAACUAGUUAAAUAGGUAUUUGUUUUUAUUAAUAUUAUCAUACGAAUUCUUCCUAAUUGAAGACAAAUAUGUUUCAUGGAACUUCUUGUUGGUUUAUUUAUAAAUUCAUGUUUUAAGGGCAACAAGUUAACUAAACACU